CUUUAUUGACUAUUUAAGGCAAACUAGUAAGAGUCUUGAAUAUAUUCUCUCAGACACAAGAAGUGAGAGUUGAAGAUCGACUGAGACAAUGGAGACACAAAGGAUCCUCAUGAGGAGUUUGGCUGUUGUGUUCAUUGCAUCUGUGAUCUGGACUAUAACAGUCUCAGCACAACCACCACAGAAGGUGAGAAGCCCAUGCUGUACUGCCGUCUCCACAGUAGAGUUUACUGAUCCAAUCAUCAGUUUCAGGAAGCAAGAAAAAAGUCUUUCAUGUGUGAUGGCCCUCAUCUUUAAGACUGAACGAGGAGAGUUCUGCUAUGAUCCUAGACAACCAUGGGUGCAGGAGAAAGUUAAACAGUUUAUAGCUCAAAAAAACAAAACCAGACCUCCACGCCACCACUAGCAUCUUCUAUCAGUGAGCACACUCAUGUGACAGGAUCUACCCAAUCAACUGAGAGCUCAUGAAUCAUGAACAUCUGAAAGUAAACUCAUAAUGAGAACACAUCUUGAAGUAGUUACAUGUAUGUAAAGUUUAAUAGAAUUCACUGUUGUAUUUUAAAAAUACUUCAAGCGAUUUAUUCAGUUUAAUCAGAAACUUAAUUAUAGUGAAACUGUUUUAGGAUAAAUGUAUUUAAAUAAAAUAUUAGCAUAUAUUAUAUUUCACAUUGAAAUAUAUUUCACUUGUAAUGGACUUGUGUCAUUAACUCCUGUGUGAAGAAGGGUGACGCAAGUCUGAGUGAAUUUCAAACUGAUUUGUAUGACAACAAACCUGGAAUUUUUUGUUGAUUAUGCAAAUGAACGAGUGCAAUCUGAAACAAAUAAACAAUGAUCAACAA
Molecule: messenger RNA, 836 nt
Organism: Megalobrama amblycephala (Wuchang bream)
Lineage: Eukaryota; Metazoa; Chordata; Actinopteri; Cypriniformes; Xenocyprididae
Product: eotaxin-like
Exons: 4
Coding region: 89-403 (104 amino acids)
Biological process (GO): immune response
Cellular component (GO): extracellular region
Molecular function (GO): chemokine activity
Source: RefSeq, a predicted model, not a curated record